Messenger RNA from Phragmites australis (common reed), 683 nucleotides. RefSeq lists its product as uncharacterized. The transcript is spliced from 2 exons. The coding region runs from base 104 to 346 and encodes 80 amino acids. NCBI's taxonomy places the organism in Eukaryota, Viridiplantae, Streptophyta, Magnoliopsida, Poales, Poaceae. The record is from RefSeq and is a predicted model, not a curated record.
UCGAGGAGAACCCCGCACCCCCGAAGGCCCGAACAGCGGAAGGAAGGGAACCGAACGAGCAAGCAAGCGAGGAGGCGGCGAAGUUUACUGAGGCCGGAGCCGGAUGGGGUUCAUGCUGCGGGUGAGGCUGGCCUCCUUCUUCGCCGGCGCGGCCGCCACCGCCGCCGGCGGGGGCUACUUCCUCUACAAGGACUACAAGCUCGCCCACGACUCCGUGGCCCUCCAGGUAAAAGGUCUCCAGGACUCUACUGAUGCUCACUGCAAAGCCCUUGAAAAGCGACUUGCAGCUUUGGAAGGUCAGCAAAUGACUGGGGUUGCUCCGGAUGUGGAUACACCAUCUGAUUAGUCUGUUCAUUACAAGGCUUGAGCGUGGAUGAUUUACGUCUGUUUUCUUUACCCUCAGUUAUCUUCUCCUUUGAAAGCAAGAAGCCUGACUGACAGCAAAAUAAUCUAGGAUGCUUCUUUUGUACUGCAAAUAUGCAAAUGUCUGAGGAUGAGAUGUAAUUGUUUGCAUUUCAAGUCAGAACAAAGCGUAAACAUCAGAAUUCUAAUAGGCCAGGCAAACUGAACAUGGACAAAAUGGGUGUAAACUCAAUCCCAGUUUGACGCCAGUGAAGCAGAUGGUAUCUGAACCAAAUGUCUCAGUUUUACUAAUUCUUUUUGAUGUUUUAUGACAGGAGGUA